Messenger RNA from Eupeodes corollae, 526 nucleotides. RefSeq names its product cytochrome c oxidase assembly protein COX19. Gene Ontology annotation, cellular component: mitochondrial intermembrane space. The transcript has a single exon. Lineage: Eukaryota; Metazoa; Arthropoda; Insecta; Diptera; Syrphidae. The coding region runs from base 104 to 376 and encodes 90 amino acids. Gene Ontology annotation, biological process: mitochondrial respiratory chain complex IV assembly. The record is from RefSeq and is a predicted model, not a curated record.
UUCUGUCAAAAUAAUCUUAUCAGCCGCACUUUACUAUUUGCAAAUCCAUAAAAACUUUAAUUUCAUAACUAUUUGUAUUUAAAUAAGAAAACUUAUAAAUCUGAUGGCAUCGCAUACAUUUAGUCAAAAGAAAUUCAUUCCAACGCCACCAGAAAAAGGAAGUUUCCCUUUAGAUCAUGAGAAUCUUUGCAAACGAUACUAUUUCAAUUAUAUGACUUGUCUCCGAAAAUCCGAUGACGAUAAUUCCAAGUGUCGUUCGGAAGCAAAAGAAUACCUUUCCUGUCGUAUGGACAAUAAUUUAAUGGAAGUUACUCCAUUUUCAAAAUUGGGCUUUCAAGACGACGAUAAAACAACUAAAUCAACAAAUAAACAAUAACUUGAUAAGAUUUCUCUUUAGAUAUUGUAAAUAAAUUAUUAAAUUAAAACCAAAAUGAAAAAUAUUUUAAUCGGUUGCACAGGAAGUGUAGCCACAAUCAAAUUACCAAUUUUAGUCAAUAAGCUACUAGAAUCUGGUCAGCCACUUCAG